Molecule: messenger RNA, 720 nt
Organism: Rotaria sp. Silwood2
Lineage: Eukaryota; Metazoa; Rotifera; Eurotatoria; Philodinida; Philodinidae
Source: the annotation of a GenBank genome assembly
AUGGUCUUAGUUGCUUAUGAUAUUCUUGUUCUUGUUGAUCCUACUCGAUGUUUCUUUUUAAAUUGUAAUGAUGCUUCAGUUGAUAUAUCUAAUUCAACACAGAAUAUAAUCAUAACUGGUUGGCCACUUUAUAUAACAUGGCCAAGUUAUUUUCAAACAAAUAUGAAUGCAAAACGUAUAUUUCAAAGUAUUCAAAUACUUUGUGCCGGCUUAUUUAUCUUAUUUGCAUCUUUAUAUAUAUUAACAUUUAUUAUUUAUAGACAUAUCAGAUUAUAUCAACAAACUGUUUCUACUGCUGAUCGCCGUAUAUUUUCAGCAAAUGAAAUAAAUAGAGUAUCACCUACAAAAUAUUCCAAUAAUGAAUCUCAUUCAUAUCCACAAUAUAAUCAUCAUCGUAAAACUACAACAUAUAUGAUUGAAAGCCAACCAUACACAUCAGCACAAUAUCAUUAUUCAUCACCAGUAGUACCACCUGUUACAACGAUAAUAACACCGAGAAUAACAAAUACAAAAACAUUUACGGGUCCAAGAGCUAGUUCAGCUAAUUAUGAUCGAUUAUGUACACGUUGUAAUAAAGAACCUCGAAUGAUAUUAGUAACAUAUUAUGAACGAAAAAAUCUCUUUCCAUAUUUAUGCAUUAGUUGUAAUAAUGAACUUUUGAAUCAUCGUCAAAAACCACUAUCCGAUCAGUCAAAACAUAAUCCCAUAUGGAAAUCUUAA